Messenger RNA from Musa acuminata AAA Group (dessert banana), 1800 nucleotides. Its product is annotated as ACT domain-containing protein ACR10. NCBI's taxonomy places the organism in Eukaryota, Viridiplantae, Streptophyta, Magnoliopsida, Zingiberales, Musaceae. Bases 311 to 1570 code for a protein of 419 amino acids. The transcript is spliced from 6 exons. The record is from RefSeq and is a predicted model, not a curated record.
GGGAUCGGUUCCGUGCGCAUGGCAUUACUGACGUGAGCGUUCGCCAGCAAAGGAUCUUGUGGGAGUAGAUGCGAUCCAACAAAAAUCUGACCCCUCGUGCGCAACAGCAACGCCUUUCCUCUUCAUUCUAUUUGUAGAUCGAAGUAACAAGUGGCAGUUAUCGACAUCGAUCCGAGCGUGAAUCCGAAGCUCCCACCGUCCACCCCCAACAACCGAAUCCAUGUCUAAUCCAACAAGGCACGCGUUGUUGCUCUCAAAUCUCAGUGCCAUCCCGUAGCAUCUCAGGGUAGCCCGAGGAGGAGGACGAGAGAUGGGCGUCCCCUGUGACGACGCGGUGGUCAUCCAGGCGCCGGAGGCUGCCGGCGGCCCGAGCGUGAUCAGCGUCAGCUGCCCCGACAAGACCGGCCUUGGCUGCGACUUCUGUCGCGUCAUCCUCUUCUUCGGGCUAAGCAUCCUGCGCGGAGAUGUGAGCACGGAUGGGAAGUGGUGCUACGUCGUGUUUUGGGUGGAAGAGAGGGGCGGACGACCGACGCCGUGGGGGCUGCUGAAGAAGCGGCUGCUGGCGGCGUGCCCUGCCGUGUCGGUGGCCUCCGGGCUGCACAAUUUCUACUUCGGCCCGCAGGAGUUGAUGCUGGCUGAGCGGCCACCGCAAGUCUUCCUCCUCAAGUUCUCUUGCUAUGAUCGGAUGGGUCUCUUGCAUGAUGUGACACAGGUUCUCUGUGAUCUGGAACUCAUAAUAAGGAGGGUGAAAGUUUCGACCACUCCAGAUGGAAGGGUUAUGGACCUCUUUUUUAUCAGUGACACAAGGGAACUCCUGCAUACAAAAGGAAGAAAGGAAGAGACAUGCGAACAAUUGCAAGCUGUUUUAGGGGAUUCCAUGACAAAUUGUGAGAUCGAACCAGCCAAUGCCCAGAUUGUUGAGUGCCUACAAGCUUCGCCAUUUCUACCUCCUGCAAUCACAGAAGAAUUGUUCAAUUUGGAGCUUCCUGAAGAAUCGCCAGUUGGAUCUCCUUCCUCACCCAGUAACAUCUCUGUGAAAAUGGACAACUCCCUCAGCCCCAGUCACACACUUAUUCAGAUCCUCGGUUGUGACCACAAAGGCCUCCUCUAUGACAUAAUGAGGACUCUAAAGGAUUAUAACAUCCAGGUAUCCUACGGCCGAGUCUAUGCAAGCCGCAAUGGAAGCUGUGAGAUCGACUUGUUCGUGAUGCAAAUGGAUGGGAAGAAGAUUCUUGAUCCAAACAAGCAGAGAGCCGUGUGUUCACGCUUGAGAAUGGAACUAUUCCAUCCCCUCCGAGUUGCUGUAAUGAAACGUGGCCCUGAUAUGGAGCUUCUCGUCGCCAAUCCCGUUGAGCUAUCUGGCAAAGGCCGCCCUCUUGUGUUCUACGACAUCACUCUCGCUCUCAAAAUUCUUCAAAUACGCAUCUUUUUGGCUGAGAUCGGGAGGCAUGUCAUCGGCGAUAGGGAGUGGGAAGUCUAUAGAUUUCUCCUUUCUGAUGGUUUCGAGUCAUGUGCAUCGCAGGACAAGAUUGUAGAGGGGGUCACCAAGAUGUUGAUGGGCUGGGAGUAAUUGGCUCACCCAACUCAGUUGCUCAGGUUCUUGCAUGUUUGAAAUCAUGGCACGAUCAAGAAUCUCUAUACUAAGCUUCUUUUGUACAGUGCUUAGUGUAUGUUUGUCCGCUGACUAGAAGAUGUGAAAUCAAAAUAGUAAGCUAAAUUGUGUCUCUCAAAAUUUUUUCCCUUUUCACUUGUGUAUAAGAUUUUACACAAAUUAUAUAUCUACUUUGUUCCUUUGACUGA